Molecule: messenger RNA, 757 nt
Organism: Copidosoma floridanum
Lineage: Eukaryota; Metazoa; Arthropoda; Insecta; Hymenoptera; Encyrtidae
Gene: Rab27
Product: RAS oncogene family member Rab27
Molecular function (GO): GTPase activity; GTP binding
Source: RefSeq, a predicted model, not a curated record
AUGGGUAGUAGCGAUUGUUUGCUCAAGUUUCUCGCGCUCGGGGACUCGGGCGUGGGAAAAACGAGCUUUCUAUCGUAUUACAGCGAUGGCACGUUCAACUCGAGCUUCCACUCGACCGUCGGCAUCGACCUCAAGGAGAAGCGACUUGUGUACGAGUCGAUGGACGGACGCAGCCAAAGCGUGCACUUGCAGCUGUGGGACACGGCAGGCCAAGAAAGGUUUCGGAGCUUGACCACGGCAUUUUAUCGAGAAUCCAUGGGCUUCUUCCUGAUGUUCGACUUGACAAGUGAACGGUCCUUUCUCUCGUUACGAAACUGGUUGGAUCAACUUAGGAUGCACGCCAACUGCGAGGAGCCCGAUGUGGUUCUGUGCGGCAACAAAUCGGAUCUCGAGGACCGACGGAUAAUUAGCGAGCAGAGGGCUCGCCAACUGGCGGAAAAAUACAACUUGGUGUACUUGGAGACGAGUGCAGCUACUGGCCAGAAUGUAGACAGAGCCGUUCAGAUACUAUUGGACCGUGUGAUGCGUAGAACGGACGCUGCUGUUGAAAGAUUGAUUCGACCCGUCAACCGAGUAAAGCUACCCUCCGCACAGAAGCCAUACAGCCGCAGAAGGAGAUUGUGCCGUUGCUAGACGACGUUAGACUUUUUUUUUAUUUUUCAGCUCUAUUAUCAACAUUAUCUUCUUAUUGUUGUUGGUUAAAUUAUCAAUGUGUGUAAUCCAUCGUCAUCGGAAUAGAUCAAUGUGCGAGCAUUUA